Messenger RNA from Cuscuta europaea, 1363 nucleotides. The record is from the annotation of a GenBank genome assembly. Lineage: Eukaryota; Viridiplantae; Streptophyta; Magnoliopsida; Solanales; Convolvulaceae.
UCUUCUGUUAAGCAAGGGCUUCGAUGGAGUUGAAACGCAUAAAAGUAACGUGGGAUAAUCUCCCAAACCUUGCAAUAUCCAACAUCUUCUGCAAGUCCUCCAUUGAAGAUCGCCUCUUCAACCUUCCAUUCGUAUGCAAAUCAUGGGCCCACGUUUCUCGCGACCCUCGUUGCUGGGCCUCCAUGAUCGCCGACACUUACCCCCUCUCCGCCGAUGAUGCAUUCGUCAAAGCUUCAUUUCCGUACAGGUCCGCCUUUCCGGAUCCAUUCCGUGGCAGGCGUAGCGGCGGCGUCCUCCGCCUUCAAAUGCUCAUGGACAGAGCCGGCAGCGGAGCGGCCAUCACCUCUCUCUUCGUCUACCCCUUUCUCAAUUCCGUUGAUGGGCCUCACAAUGACGACACCGUUCUUACUCUGAUCGCCAGUCGAUGCCCUAACCUGAGAAACUUUUCAUUCCAUGGGUCUUACAAUGGUAGUGAAGGAGUGAUCCUGGAGCUGAUAGGGAGGUGCCGGAAAUUGGAGGUCAUUGACUUUUCCGAUUCACCCUACUUCAACCCUGCAGUUUUAGAAGCGGUGAAGCGAUGUUGCCCUGACAUUAGGGGGAUCAGAAGGAACGGGGAAGUUGAUAGCCAUUUCUCAACUCAUCUCGUCUCUUCUUCUUAUUCUUCUGGGUUUUCAGAUUUGAGGAUAAUUAACCUCUCAGAUUCAACAAUUGGGGACUUAGACCUGUUAAACAUACUGUGUAUGAAGAAGCUGCAAUACUUGGACAUCACACGCUGCCAAAAUCUGGUAAAGUACAUGGACCUCAUCAAGAGAGCUCAUGGUCGGAUACCUGAGAUUCGCUAUGACUGAGUAAGAGAGCUUGUGUAGGAUCAGUGAUUGUACAGAUGAUUUUUAGAAUUACGAUGCUCUUGAAGUGCUUUUGUGAAAACAGGAGCAAUAUGAGAUUAUGAUAUAAGCAGAUAUAAGAUUAUGAAAACAGCAUCAAUAUGCCUCUUUAAUUUGUUUCUCAAUUUUUUUUAUGAAUGCGUCUAAAUAAAGUCUCACUUCUAUAUAAUAACGACACUACAGUAUAGUGUUAAAACAUUAUACUUUACAAUAAAAUUUGUCCCUCUAUAAAAGAGACAAUUCAGAAAGCUAUGGAAAAAAAGUUAUUUCCUCAAUAUACGGCGGCCAUGGAUGACGUCCCUGAGCUUGGUAUGAGUUUGUGUUGAUGUUUGAUCGUUUAUAUAUUUGAUUUCAUUUGCUUUGAAUGUAAAUAUGCGUUUGUUCUUCACUAUUUGUGAUGUGCUUAUGUAAAGUGUAUAAUAUGUCGAUGUGUAUGUUCCAGUUGUCUGUGUGUUAUUAUAGAGUCUUAUUUCGGCUCA